Molecule: messenger RNA, 2027 nt
Organism: Mercenaria mercenaria
Lineage: Eukaryota; Metazoa; Mollusca; Bivalvia; Venerida; Veneridae
Product: superoxide dismutase [Cu-Zn]-like
Exons: 5
Coding region: 250-975 (241 amino acids)
Biological process (GO): removal of superoxide radicals
Molecular function (GO): superoxide dismutase activity; copper ion binding
Source: RefSeq, a predicted model, not a curated record
UAUGAGGUAACAGGAAGUUAUGCAUCUGUUUGGUCAAAAAUGUCGCAUAUUUUCGUUAGUAAUUAAAGAUCAAAUGGGCUGUCCUUGAUUAAAUUAUUAAUUAAGUGGGCGGGAUGCGAACAUCAUCCGACCGCCUCAAAAUCAUCGCAAUAGUUUCGCGGCGCACCUCCAAUCUUAUUUUAUAAUUAGUGCAGUUAAAUUAAAUAUAUUUUCAGCAUAAUAUCUGGAUCUAUCGCUAUUCGAUAAAACAUGUAUACCUAUAUCUUGUGUUUAGUGCUUUUGUCGGCCUACCAAACAAAUGGACAGGGGCCGGUUGUUCCUCCUGGACUUAGACCUCUAGUCGGUCCUUCAGGUCCAUCAGGAACGUUUGUAACAAGAGACAGCGUGGUGUACGGGACAUGUUACUUCAACAACACAUACUCACAAGUAAAGGGCAGAGUGGAUAUAAGACAGGAUCUACAAAUGAAUCCACCCAAUAUUGAGAUGCGUGUGCAAGUGUGGGGAUUACCGCAGAGCACAAUGAGCGACGCUGAGCACGCGAUGCACGUGCAUCAGUGGGGAGAUACAACACGCGGCUGUUACAACGCUGGACCUCAUUUUGAUUCGGAUGCCUUCUCUGUUCACGGUGGCCCGGCUUCAAUGGACAGAACUGUGCGUCAUGACGGAGAUCUAGGCAACUUGCGACAAACUAACGAUGGUAUUAUAGACACUGGUUUCAACGUUCAAAAUAUGAUGCUUGUAGGUGACGCUAGUAUCAUGGGACGUUCCAUUGUUAUGCACGAGGGACGUGACGAUCUAGGAAGGGGGAACACGCCGGUCAGUCUACAGACAGGAAAUUCAGGUGCUCCCAUUGCUUGCUGUGUGGUAGGACUGUCCGAUUCUACCAAUUGGAACAAUCCAUUAAUGAUCAAUGGACAAUUCGUAAAUCGUGGAGGAAUGACACCGCUCAACCCUAAUUUGAACAUGCUUGGCUAAAUGUUCAAUAAACUAAACGAAGAAAAAGAAAUUAAGCUAUUUUCGCUUAAACCAAUUAAACAUUGACAUUGAAGAGUUCUGUGCAAUUCCAAACGGAUUUUUACUAUAAAAUGCUUUUUAUCCAUUUCCAUCAUGAAGAUUUAAUAGCUUAAUAAAUUUGUAUGCAUAAUUCAGUUGAGAAGUUAUGGCAUUAGCAAGGUCUCUUUCCAUUUCAUUUCAUUUUUUUACACUUUACAUCACUUACACACAUUGUUCAACCUCAGUAAAAAACUACUCAAUUAUCUGAUUCACUGAAUAUUUUGCAGAAGGGAACAGAAAUAGAAAAGUUGCCAAAUUUAAACAUAGAAUUCAACGAUUAGUCAAGCAUCCUUAUACACACUGCAGAUCUAGUUUUUGACACAUCAGAAUAUAGAUACAUUGUAGGUAUUUUAUCAGUAUGAUAUAAAAUGUAUGUAAUUUUAUUUCUAUUUUACAGUAUGACUAACACUUUGAUAGUUAUGUACACUUUUACAUACAAAAGAAGUAUUUUUUAUGAAUUAACACUGUGUAAAACUCAACAGAUCACUCCGUUUUUAGUACUGAAAAGUGAAAGCAAUUUUGAAAUUUUAAAAAGUUAUGCAUAAUCCCUUCGAAAAGACAUCCAGAAGUAUAUUAUGUGAAAACAUGAAAUGAAAUUUGAUAUCCAACAGCACCUGGAUUUUGACUAAAAUUCAAAAUAUUGCAAUUUAUUUGAAGGUCGAUCACAAUGGAAAUUACAGCAGAAAGUUUUUCAGCAUGUUAAAUUUGAUGUGUUUUAAGCACAAUUUUAAUAUUUCUCUUUAUAUCCCUAAUUUCUUUGGCCUGAUAAAAUAAAAUGAAAGUUCAUGUCGUGGUAGUUAGUGAAGUAGAAUGACCAGACCAUUAAUGACAUCGCAAAAUCAAGGUUUUCAGGCCCUUGGAAAAAUCAGUAUGUUUUGAUAUAUAUUUUUUAUACUGUUACUAUGUUUUGUAAACUGUAUGUUUACUUGUGUUAUACCAAGAUAUGUAUUAUAACAUUAAAAGAACAACAUAAU